Molecule: messenger RNA, 793 nt
Organism: Drosophila albomicans
Lineage: Eukaryota; Metazoa; Arthropoda; Insecta; Diptera; Drosophilidae
Product: glutathione S-transferase 1-1-like
Exons: 1
Coding region: 59-694 (211 amino acids)
Biological process (GO): glutathione metabolic process
Molecular function (GO): glutathione transferase activity
Source: RefSeq, a predicted model, not a curated record
CUCUCUUAAACACAGUCACAGCUCUUACCUUAAAAGUGAAACAAGAAGUUAUCCCAACAUGGACUUCUACUACGCACCACCCUCAGGCCCCUGCCGAGCUGUCCUUAUGGCAGCCAAGACUCUGGGGAUCGAGCUCAACAAGAAGCAGUUGAAUCUCCUGGAAGGUGAACAGCUGAAACCAGAGUUCGUGAAGAUCAAUCCCCAGCACACGGUGCCAACCAUUGUAGACAAUGGUUUCACUCUGUGGGAAUCGCGUGCUAUUCUUGUCUAUCUGGCCCAGAAGUACGGCAAGGACGAUUCGCUGUACCCCAAGGACCUGCAGAAGCAGGCUGUGGUCAAUCAGCGCCUGUACUUCGACAGCGGUGUCUUGAUGAAGAGCUUCGCCGACUAUUACUAUCCUCAGCUUCGCCUGAAGCAGCCAGCUGAUCCCGAGAAAUACAAGAAGGUCGAGGAGGCCUUUGCCUUCCUCAACACUUUCUUGGAGGGUCAGCUCUAUGUGACUGGUGAUAAGCUGACCAUCGCUGAUAUAUCCUUGUUGGCUUCUGUGUCCACUUUUGAGGCUGUGGAGUUCAAGAUCAGCGAAUAUCCCAACGUGGCCAAAUGGUACGCAAAUGCCCAGAAGGUUGUUUCCGGAUGGACGGAGAAUUGGGAAGCCUUGCAGCAGGCAAUCGCGAUUUUCAAACAGUUGAAAUAAGAAUUUAAACUUUAACGUAUAAUCUAAAUUUUGUAUUGUAUUUAUUUAAGAGAGUUCUCAGUUUUUAUUUUGCAAUUAAAAAUGUGUAAACAAAAAGAA